Molecule: messenger RNA, 2900 nt
Organism: Rhincodon typus (whale shark)
Lineage: Eukaryota; Metazoa; Chordata; Chondrichthyes; Orectolobiformes; Rhincodontidae
Gene: rhebl1
Product: Ras homolog, mTORC1 binding like 1
Exons: 10
Coding region: 188-883 (231 amino acids)
Biological process (GO): small GTPase-mediated signal transduction
Cellular component (GO): plasma membrane
Molecular function (GO): GTP binding; GTPase activity; GDP binding
Source: RefSeq, a predicted model, not a curated record
GGUCGCUGUGAAUGAAAAAGGGGGGCGGGGGAAAAGAGGAAACCCGAUAAAAAUCACCUCAAAAGUUCCAGCGCUCUCUCGCACGCUCACCCGAGGGGUGGGGAAAGCGGUCCGGUCACGUGACUGAGGCAAGCCCGGGUAAUUCAAAAAAAAUUAAAAAUAUAUAAAUCUAACUAAUUGUAAACAAAUGGCCCCUUUAAAGUUUCGGAAGAUUGCAGUAUUGGGGUAUAGAUCAGUCGGAAAGUCAUCGCUAACGAUCCAAUUUGUAGAAGGACAAUUCAUCGAAUGCUAUGACCCUACAAUUGAGAACACUUUUAAUAAAACCAUAAAUUUUGAUGGACAAGACUUCUAUCUGCAACUGGUGGAUACUGCUGGGCAGGAUGAGUAUUCUAUGUUCAGCCGGUCCCACACUGUGGAUGUUCAUGGCUAUGUUUUGGUUUAUUCUGUAACGUCAAUGAAAAGUUUUGAAGUGAUUAAGGUGAUUCGCAGUAAACUACUAGAUAUGGUGGGAAAAAUCCAGGGUACAUGCUUAACUUUGCUGAGAACUGUUCCUGUAUUUAAGGCCUUAAACUACAUCCCAAAUGGCUUCAGAUGUCUUUGCAGCCGGCCAUCAUCUCCACAUUAUGCUCCACCUCUUGAACCUCCCUGUUUUUGCCAGAUGUGCAGAAUACCAACAGUGCUGGUUGCAAAUAAGAGGGAUCUUUCUAAACAAAGGGUGGUGCAGACUGAAGAAGGGAAGAAGCUUGCAGAUUCCUGGGGGGCUGCUUUCUUGGAAUCCUCAGCAAAACAGAAUGAUACUACAGUACAAAUCUUCAAAAUGAUGAUCCAAGAAAUUGAAAAAGCCGAUGGAUGUACACAAGACAAGAAAUGUGAUAUGAUGUAGUGGUUUGUGGAAAUGACAUUUCUCUAGAUAGCAAAGAAGAGAGGCACCUAUGAAUUUGUUUUCAAACCUAACCAUUUGGCGACUGGUUACCCUAUAGUCAAAUUGCUAGCACAGAAGUCUACUAGAACUGUUUUGCACUAAUCAACUUAUUGUUACAUUAGUAUUAUAUCGGUUAUUUGUGCCUUCUUUUAUAGUUUGUAAUAGUCCUAACAUCAAUAUAGAUUCCAAAAGAUGAGAUGAAAGGAGGGAAAUGUAGCAAUUUUGCCCUGCAGAAAUAAUUAUAAAGCAAUUUUAUUUGGGAAAGUAUUUAUCAUUUGGUUCCUGAUUGCGGGGGGAGGGGGAGGGGGAGGGGGGAAGGAGGCAGUGGUGGUGUCACUCUCUUGUGGUCUUUUUAGUUGGAUAAAGAUUGCCACUCUACUGGAAUACAAUGGUUGCAGUCUCGUAUGAGGUGGAUUCAGUUUUCUGAUGAAUUUUUUAAUGUUUGCAUCUUGUACUGCCUAUACUAUCUCAAAUUUUGUGAUUGGGUCAAGUUUAGAUUGUGAUAGCUGAGUCUUGGACUGCUAAAAUCCUUGUCUAUGCUUAUUAAAGUUGGUGUGUUUUUUUUUGAAUAUUUCCGUUGAAUAGCUGGAUUUAUAAACAAAGUACAUUUUGUAAUGUGUUGGUUGCUAAAGCUGCCAAUUAUAACACCUCCAAUUAUAACACCUCCAAUUAGAUAUUUUUACUUUGGUUUAGAAUAAUGUUGAAGCCUCCUUUUUGAAAUGAGUAUUUUUCUGCUGACUGAUCUUUGGGAAGAAGCCCGUGACUUGACACCCCUUUUCCCAUGCUUCCUACUGAAGUAUGCUUUUGACUGACUUUGAACAAAGGUAAUACCAAGAAAAUGCUGCUGUUUGAGAUAGUAACCUGCUUUAAGCUGAAUUAUGCUGCAAUGUUAAUUUUAUCUGCUAAGGAAAGAUAACUUAUUGCAAAACAUUUUGGUGUAUAAUAUUUAGAUCAACUGUAAAGUUUAAGAAUUUUUUUUUGUUAACUUAAAUAAAGCUGAGUUACUUAUUUAAAUGGUAAACUUUGGCACACAGGAUGUUCAUGCAAAACUAAUGAUCAUGAUCCAAUCACCGUGUGCAGAAGCAAUUGUAAUUUCUGAUAAAUUAAGAUUUUCUAUAUUUGUAUUUAAGAUUUACUUAUUUUUGAAGAAAUUGUUUGGUCUUGUUUUUGAUAUUUCUUUACUAAGCAAUUGGUUGAGUCAUUGCACGUAAUGGCAUAUUUAGUGUCUGUUAUGUAAUAGCUGAGUGAGUGUCGCAGAGCAGCCAAGCUUUAUCAGUACAACUGGAGAGAUUUCUCUCUGAUAACUUAUCUGUUAGGUGACUUUCCUGUUGUUAGUUUGAUUUAUGCAAUCAUCUUGUGGAAUAAAAAUUUUCCAAUAAAUUUAAAUAAACCAAAAAUAUCUUUUUUGAAAAGGAAUUUCGCCUCCCUAUUGCUGCUAUUUGGUCAGAAACAACUUAACAUUGUGCUGUUAACUGUCAGAAAUUAUAUAUCAUUGAACGUCAGUGGGUGAAUUGCAUUUUCUUCUUGUGUCCUCCUUCUGACUAUUGAUGCAGUAUUGAUAUUCUGGUGAGGCUCAUCUGUUCAAUGACUUGCCCAGUGAAAUUCAAUUCAAGAGUAAAAUAUUGUUUUCUUAAAUCGGGGCCAAAUAUACGUGGAUGUACUUGUUCACAUUGCUGUCGACACUGUGCCUUUGAAUUAUUUGCUUUUGCUUAACUUGACCUCCUUGUCUUGUGCCCUCCAUAGAUGUCAUUUGGAUCUUGAAAUGUUGGCUGAUCGAUUGAAUGGUUUAUCACUUAACUACACUCCUACUGUAGUCAGUAUAUUUCUUGUCUGGAUCAUUUGCUUUUGUGUUGGAUUACCAUCACCUCUUUGACUGUUUUUGUGAAAUUUUCAGUUUAAAAAAUGGCCUAUGAAGUAUUAUGUGGAAGUAUUUUGUAGAAUUUGCUUUUUUGAUUUAUUAAAAUAUUGUGGAAUCUUC